UAUUCAGAUUCAGAAUAACCAACGUCUAAAAAGAAGUUCUCUGUAUUAAUGUAUUAUUGCAUUUGUUAUUGCAUAUCGGUAUUAAUGCGAUCAGAUUUGAGUCGCUUAGUUUAAUAAAAAAUUCGCUAUGAGUCUUGAAUAAAUUUAAUUGGCUUCUUGAUGGCUCAGCGUUGUAAUAAAUGCAAUUGAUACAUGAUUGUAAAAAUAAAAAUGCACAUGCAUUUCUCCACCAUAUAUGUGUAUGCAGAAACAUGAAUAUGCGCAUGCAUUUUUCUAUAUCUUUUGGAGAAAUUAAUCAAUCGCACACGUAUAUACAAUAGAAAGAACAUCAUAUUAUGAUCAUAUUAUUGCAUAAUCUAUGGUAAAUUAGAAAUUACAAUAAACAACGAGAUGCAAACUUCUAAUGUUUCUAAUAGCGGCUGCUAAAAUUUGAUUAUUCGCAAUGAGUGUUAAUCAUUUUCCGGAAAGUCCUAUUUCGGACUACAAACGAAAUGAACGGCAAGAAAUGCUGAUCGCUCCACCGUUAGAUUUAUCGUUUAAAAAGGCCACUACUAUGCACGAAUUGAUGGAUAAACACGUGCAAAUAGUGCGCACCGGAAAAUCACCGAUGAGAACUUUUAAAGACCGUUACAUUACCAGUACAAUGUGGUUGAGCAAUAAUCUAUUACGCUCUAUGGAAGGUUUUCAAAAUCUUGUGAACAAAUUUCUCGAAAAUCCAAUAUAUCUCAGUUGGUUGGAUUUAUCUUUCAAUGAAAUAAGCAAGAUUGGGGAGGACAUUGAAAAGUUUACAAAUCUGAAAAUUCUCUACUUACAUGGCAACAAGAUCUCAAAUAUCAUGGACGUUCUAAGACUGAAAAAAUUAGAAAAUCUCAGAUCUCUAACAUUACAUGGUAAUCCAAUUGAGAAUGUCCCAUGCUAUAGAGGCUAUAUUGUACAUCUUCUCCCACAACUGCAUGUCCUUGAUUUUUCACCAGUGAUUGCUGCUGAGAGAAAAAAGGCACAACCUGUUGGAUUUUUUAAGAUAAUGCAAUCUAGGGUAUAAAUAUAAAAUUUUAUUCUCAUGUUACUGCGUUUGAUAUACAAUUUUUCAAUGAUUUUAUUUUCAUAUCUUUAUCGAAACAUUGUACCAUGUUAUUCAAGGUAUAUCAAUUUUUUUUUACAAAGUACACAUUUGAUAAAUUAACAUUUUGAGAACAAUAUAUGUCCCUUAAUCAUUU
Messenger RNA from Linepithema humile (Argentine ant), 1217 nucleotides. RefSeq names its product leucine-rich repeat-containing protein 51-like. Gene Ontology annotation, molecular function: protein binding. Lineage: Eukaryota; Metazoa; Arthropoda; Insecta; Hymenoptera; Formicidae. The record is from RefSeq and is a predicted model, not a curated record.